Papaver somniferum (opium poppy) is the source of this 1720-nucleotide messenger RNA. RefSeq lists its product as uncharacterized. The coding region runs from base 119 to 1216 and encodes 365 amino acids. Gene Ontology annotation, cellular component: endoplasmic reticulum. The transcript is spliced from 2 exons. The record is from RefSeq and is a predicted model, not a curated record. NCBI's taxonomy places the organism in Eukaryota, Viridiplantae, Streptophyta, Magnoliopsida, Ranunculales, Papaveraceae.
GCGUCAUCAGUAAUCACCCAUUUAAUUCUUUUUCAUCGUCUCAUCAUCGCCUAAUCCCACACUCCACCUACAUUUUGAAGAUUCUCAUCUCAUCCGUUGACCAUAAUGGCUUACAACCAUGUUCUACAGUAUUAACCUACUGGUCAUCCGAUCCAAGUUCGCCAUCACCUACAAAAGAAAAGCUAAACCCCCUCCUCUUUCACUCUCAAAUCUCUUAUUCUCUCUAAUGGCGUUUCUGUGCUCAACGAGAUGUCUACUACUUCUCUUUUUGAUCUCAGCCGUUCCUUUAGGUUUCAUCAUAUCACUAGAGAGAUCAAAAUCAUCAACACACGUGUACGAAUACAAAUCUAAUGGAUGGUUACGAGAGUGUAGUAAAUGGGAUGAUGUUAACCAUAGAUUUCUUGUAUCAUACAUGGAAGGCGGUAUAGGUGAAAUCGUUGUAUCAGACAAUGAUCAUCAAACAGUGAUUGCAGAAAGAACAGUAAUCAAAGAAUCUGAAUUGUCAGGGAACGCAUCUCUAGGAAUCGUAAUCGAUCGGCCUAGAAAUCGUCUUGUUGUUGCUAGUGCUGAUGUUCUUGGGAAUUUGUUCAGUGCUGUUGCUGCUUAUGAUUUGACUACAUGGAACCGAUUGUUUCUUACUCAUCUCAGUGGAUCAGGGGAUGGAAAAGCAUUUGCAGAUGAUGUAGCAGUAGAUGAAGAAGGCAAUGCAUAUGUUACAGACGCCAAACAGAGUAAGAUAUGGAAGGUAGGAGUAAACGGGGAGCUUCUAAGCAUCAUCAAAACCCCGCUGUUCACAUUUAAGGAGUGGUAUGAAAACUUGAUUGCGCUUAAUGGAAUUGUGUAUCACCCUGAUGGAUUUUUGCUGGUGAUUCACACUGUUAAUGGUGCAUUGUACAAGAUUAAUACGAAAACGGAAGAAGUUAAGCUAGUUAAGUUAGUUGGUGGAGGUUCAUUGAGAUUUGGUGAUGGUUUAGAGCUUUUAGAUUCAAGUAGGCUUAUAGUUGCAGGAAAUCCUUCUGCGAGGCUAGUUGAGAGUUUAGAUGGAUGGGAAACGGCUACAGUUGUAGGUAAAUUUUUUGGACCUUUGCAUCGGGUAGCAACUUCCGCCACUGUUAAAGAUGGGAAGGUUUAUCUAAAUCAUUUGGUUGGGUUCGGAAUUCCAAAUGGAUGUAGAAAACAUAACUUUGUUGAAGCUGUGUUCAAACCUGUUAAGUAAGUCUCUUCAAAAUGGAUGUUCAUUACUUGUUAUUGUGUAUCAACAUUAUUACAGGGGGUAAUUUGCGUUACCUCCCCUGACAAAGAUCAUAAUUUGAGUUACCUCCCCUACAGAACAAAUAUUAGUAAAACCUCCUCUCGUCACUUUUUCCAUCCAAACCCGGUUAGCUGAGUCAGCUGCUUCGUACAGCUGGACAAUUUCUUACACUGGAUUUUAUACUUUCCCAUAAUACCCUCAUGUAUGAUCAGAACACCUAGACACGUGUUAUGGUCGGAUUUUCUGAGAUUCGACCGUUCAACGGUCGAAUUUGUGCGGUCACCUUCAACAGUCACCUGCAACGGUCAUCUUCACCAUCCAGUUCUAUAUAAAGCAGAUAUGAAGAGAAAAUAUUUUGCACCUCUCCUUAAAUCCAUUACCACAGACCUGCUCUUUUCAAACAAAACCAAUCUCACCAUCUGAAGUGCAGCCAGAACUAUGGGUGAUUCAUCUUCAAACUCCACCGAU